AUGGCCUCAGGCUUCCUCAUAGUUGCUGACUUCAAGAGCCUACAAGAUGGCACCAGCACGAAGAACGUGGAGUCUCCUGCGAACACGAGCGAUUGGAAGUGGAAAGCAGCAGCUGAUGGAACUACCCAGAAGCACAUCCCACACACUCCUGGGCCAGACUUAAAGUCAAAAAUAAAAAUUCUUCCCAUAACAGCUACAUCUGGUUCCACUGCAAUGCCACAACAUCUGGAUGAAAUCUUGUCUACAUCUCAGACUCUGGAGGAGGACACAGAUUUUUCCACAGCCAUCCAGAAGCAUAGCUUGGACUCAGGUGGGCCAGGCCUAAAUCCGAGGGCGAAACCUCCCCUUGCAACAGCCACACCUGAGCCCCAUAAAACACAGAAAUGGCUGGAUGAAAUGGUCUCUACCUCCUCAGCUUUUUCUACAGGGUCCCCAAGACAAAGCUUGGGUGUUACCACAUCGGGGUCCUCAGCCACCACCCAAGGGGAGUCUCCCCUUGCCAAGGACAUCAACCUUCUGAUGGGAAAGUGCUUGCUGGCCAUCCUUCUCCUGGCCCUGGUGGCCGCCAUCUUCAUUGUGUGCUCUGGGGUCCUGGCCAUCAUGUUGUGGCGUCAGAAGAGAGCCUACAGACUGGGCCAGGCCAACCACACAGAGAUGGUCUGUAUCUCGUCCCUGCUCUCUGCUGAAAAGGAGGAGGAGGAGGAGGAGGAGGAGAGGAGGAGGAGGCAGCCCAAGGUGAAGCGGGUACAACUUCUCGGGGACACAGCGUCCGAGACGGAGGCGGACAACCUAACUCUGAACAGCUUCCUCCCAGAGCAUUAACAGGGUGCUUUUGUGGUGCUCCAGACAUCUCUGGCCCACCUUCUUAGAGCCUCUUGAUCUUCUCCAAGACGGUCCUCUGCACCCAGAUGACUCUAUCUGCAGUACAUCCGUAUCUUCUCAUCUGGGUGGACCCAUCGCACUGACUCAUGCAUGCAUGUGUUUGCCUGCUAUAGAAACCCAACAUUUACAUUUUGCAAACUGUCGUUUCUUGGAGAACUAUUGUGGCUUGUUAAAAACAAGACUUCGCCUAGUGUUUUUCUGCAGCCCUGCAGAUCAAAUUAGGGGUGAAGAAAGGAGACAUUCUGAACUAUGUAAAUUAUUUGUUAGUUAGAUUUUACUCGGUUUCCUCUCAGGAGCUCAAGGCUUAGGUCCUCUCUGUUCCCCCAGACCCUGAAGAUCUUAUUCAGCUACUCCUCUGCCACAGGAAGAGUUCUCGUUUCCUUUUUUUGAAGCCAUCAUGUCUAGAAAGUAACAACUGAAGUGUGAAGUCUCAAUAUUAGAACAGACCUAGACAUUUCCUCUUUUUUGUAUUUUACUAGAGAA
Molecule: messenger RNA, 1365 nt
Organism: Protobothrops mucrosquamatus (brown spotted pit viper)
Lineage: Eukaryota; Metazoa; Chordata; Lepidosauria; Squamata; Viperidae
Gene: SELPLG
Product: selectin P ligand
Exons: 3
Coding region: 1-822 (273 amino acids)
Biological process (GO): leukocyte tethering or rolling; hemopoiesis
Cellular component (GO): plasma membrane
Source: RefSeq, a predicted model, not a curated record